Cimex lectularius (bed bug) is the source of this 2305-nucleotide messenger RNA. Its product is annotated as trichohyalin-like. The transcript is spliced from 15 exons. NCBI's taxonomy places the organism in Eukaryota, Metazoa, Arthropoda, Insecta, Hemiptera, Cimicidae. The record is from RefSeq and is a predicted model, not a curated record. The coding region runs from base 215 to 2212 and encodes 665 amino acids.
AAAAGAUCAACAUUUUAAAUUAAAAAUCUAAAACUAAAAUAAAUAUUCUGUCAAUGAACAAAUUUUUUAUAACCAUUUGAACCAUGAAAGUAUCUUCUACUCCUUAGCAACAGAUGUAGAUUUUUGUUGUCAAGAACUCAUUGUUAGAUAGGUUUCAUUUUAAAUUGUAAAAUAUUCCAAUUUUACAGGGCAUAGUUUCUACUUAGCUUAUACCAUGGCCGGGUUACAAAAUGCUGAGGACAUGUCUGUUCCAUCCUCUGAAAUGAUAGACCUGAACGCUCCCAGCCAGGGUCAGAUGACAGACUUUCAAGGUGAUGCUCUAGAUCAGGAUACACUCUCAGAUGAAAUUGCUGGAACGGUGGGAGGCGCUUCACCGUCAGCAAGCAUUUAUGAUUUCCUCGGGAUCCAGGAAGAUGGUUCCGAAGUCUCGGAAAUCCCAAAUGAAUCGCCAUCGCUACAGAGAGAGAAGCAGUCCGGGGAGUUGGAAGAAGAGGAAGAAGAAGAACAAUUUUUGGAUGAAAAAGCCGACAUUAAAGAGGAUGUAGUAGAAGAAGAAUUACGGGUAGUCGAAGGCGAGGAAGAAGGUGCAGUCGAACACAAGGCAGAAGAGUACACAUACAUUGAUGUUUUUGAGCUAAAUGCUACUGGUGAAGAGAUUCUAGUGAAGAAACUCGUACCUAAAAUAAAAGAAGAGGUAUUUAUUAAGAAAAAGAUGGUUCCCAUCACUGUAAAAUUCAACAGAAUCGGUGAUGGUGAUGAGGUUAUUGAAGAAGAAGAAACAGUGGAAGAAGAGAUGAGCUUCAGAAUUACAAGAACUACCAUUUUAAUAAAAGAAUUAAAUGAGAAAGGCGAAGAGGUUCUAGUGGAAAAAGUUAUAGAAAAAGAAGUACUGAUUGAAGAAAAGCCAAAAAAAUUUAAAAAAGUUUAUGUCACAAAAACAUUACCAAAUGGGGAAGAGGUCGAAGAGGAAAUAGAGGUGCCAGAAGAGGAAGAGAUAGCCAUCAGGAAAUCAAGUGAAAUUAGUAGAAAAACUGUCCCAGAAGAGCAUCAGGAAUUUCUGGAAGAAGAAGGGAUGUGGGAGUACCAGGAUUACAUACAUGAAUUCAUAGAUGAACAAGGGGAAGCUCAUUAUACCACUGGUGUUCGAAGAGUAUGGAUGCAAAAACACAAAGAAAUCCCUAUGAAUCUCCUUAUAGCUGAAGAAAAACAAUUUAAAAUGGAGUUACUUGAGGAAUUGAGAACUGUAAGAAAAAAGCUCAAGUUGUGUCGGCAAAAAAAUAAAUUUUUAGGAAAAAAACUAUGCCAAUAUUACAAACUAAAAAGAAAAAAUCUCAGGGAUGAAAGGCAAAGACUAAGCCCGGAGACAGAAGAGUUACUGAGGAGGCAGUACCAUCGUAGACUUUUAGAGUACAAUGAAAUACGACAGUUCUUGUUGAGUGAGAGGGAGUUGCGAAAUAGUAUACUCGAUAACGCCGACAGUGUCACUACACAACUCAAGACUGAACUCGAUUCGAGGAUAGAAUCAUUCUUUGAAAGGCAGAGGGAAAUAAUAAAAAAGAUAGAUCCCAAAGUUAGCAAAAUUGUGCUUCGAAAUGUUGAUUUCGAACAAAUUGUCAACCAACAAUUUAAAAUGGACCAACUCCUGUCCAAAGUUAGGCACAAUUAUGUCAGGAAAAUGAACCAGUUCACUGAACUCAAGCAGAAACAUGCUCUGAGAAAGAGGACCAAGCCAUCCAAUAGGGAAGAUGAUGUCGACAUUGUAACUUACGAACAGCUCAAAGUAGCGACGAGAAAUCUACAAGACAAACUGGAUAUUAAAGAAUCAUACAUAUUGUCAUUGAAGGAGAAAUUAGUCCAUGCAGUGCAAACACUUGCUCAUGUUCGGUUCAAAAAUGAAGCAAUCGAUCAGAAUCUGGAUCAAAUAAAGAAAGAGAUUGUCGAAUCCAAGAGAGAACUUGUUGAGUUGAGAAAUGAAUGCGUCAAGAUUCGUGAAAAACGCUCUAAAGUUAUGGAAAAGGUGAAACAAGAGUGGGAGAAAUUUGGCAUAAUGAAAUUCCCGAUCAUCAUAAGAGACUACUUUGAACUGAUGGAUGAAAAGGCCUUCCUCACCGAAGAGAUUGUCAAAGUCAAAAAUAUGCUCGACAAUCAGAAAGUAUUUCUUGAUAAAUACAAAGAGAAGUAUUAUAAGAACAAGAAAGGAAAACAAAAAUAGGAAAACUUGGCCGAGAAAUUGUAUUGCAUCAUGUUUACCUGGGUAUAAAAGAGGGAGCGAAGCACUGUAAGAAGAACCUUAAAAUAAGAAAAA